GUUACAUAUAAGAUAAACAAAGGAUUUCCUGGCAAGUUAUCCAAAAUGAGCUACUUGGAAGAUAACCAAAGGAGUUACUGGCAAGGUAAACAAAAGUUUUGCCAAGAUUUCCCAUGAUUUACAGAGAAUACUUAACAAGUUACUGCUCAGAAAUGCGUCUAAAACUGAUUAACACUGUACAACAAAUUUGGAAAAGAAAUGUCAGUAGCUUUUCCCAGCGAGCAACAUACGUAGAAGAGCUCAGAAAAUUGCAAAACAGUGGCUACUAUAUGGUUUAUGUGGGAAAAACAGAACUGUCUGAAAGACAUUUAAGUGGAGACUUUUCGCCUCAAAAUACCAGCCCGAAAUCCCAGCCUACAUGGAUCAUUAUUCAUGCUGGUGGAGAACUUGGUUGGGUUCCUUGGAACUACAGGAUGCACUUCUAUUUGAGUGGCACAGUGCUGAAACCAGACAAGGAAAUAUUCCAAGAGCUGUGUUCUGAGAUAUAUGACCACUAUGGGAAAUGUGCCAUUAUACUCAACCCAGAUAUCAUGAGUAAAAGGCAGAUCAAGGAAAAUGAAUUCUCUGUCUAUUCUACAGCUCCAGUGGAGCUUCUACCAAUGACCUGUUGUCCAGAAGUGGCCCAAUACCAUGGCCAUAUGAUGUUACACGUACCCAUGCACUAUGCGCAUCUAAGUCCUCUCAACACUGCAUGGAUCACUGCCAAAUGGUUCACGAUUAAUAACAGAGAUAAAUACACAGAUGUGUAUAACAACAGAAAUGGUUCGCAUAAAGUGAUCAGAUGCAGUGAUUUAGUAGACAGAGCACUAAAUGAAAUGACCCGAUGCAAAUGGGUUAAAGCAGCUUGCAACAGUACUAAACUUCUUAUCUGAAGAUGAGUUCAAACCCCAGCUCUACGAAGUCAAGUUCCAAGCAAGGCAGACAACCUUUAAGACUAUAAACAAAAUUCUCUCCACUGCUUAUCCUACUUGGAUGCGAGGAACCUGGUGUCUUUCCCAGGAGACAGGAGAUAGUAUCCCACUCAGACACUACAAACAAUUUAAAGAUAUCAAUCAGCUUAAAACGCAUACCUGCAAUGCACAUGAAGAUGAACUCUUCAUAAAAACGGUGGACCUGGGAGACGAGCUCCCAACCCUGGAGGUGUGAGGCAAAUGUGCUUUCCACCAUGCUCAAAAUAUUACAACAUAAAUAAAUAACAAAAUAAAUAUUCUCUG
Molecule: messenger RNA, 1214 nt
Organism: Tachysurus fulvidraco (yellow catfish)
Lineage: Eukaryota; Metazoa; Chordata; Actinopteri; Siluriformes; Bagridae
Exons: 1
Coding region: 114-872 (252 amino acids)
Source: RefSeq, a predicted model, not a curated record